AUGUUUGAAAAGACGGGUUUAUUUUUGUUACUGGUGCUAAUAAACACAGUAAAAAGGUAUGUUAAGGUGGAAUUAAAGAUAACAUUGGGAUCUCAGCUUGUCAUUUCCGGACUUUAUUCGCAAUUCAAAUCAUAAAGAUGGCAAAACUUUUGCUGUUCUGGUUGCUGGAUCGACCGGAAUUGAGAAUAUCCGACAUCAGCUGGACGUUUGUCGGGUUUACGGGCAGCUGAGGAAAUACGGAGUAAAAGAAGAGAAUAUUCAGGUGUUAAUGAAUGGAGUGGAAGAUGUACGGUAAGUCUAUGAUUGUACUGCAAAUCCUGACAUACGGUAUCAGAAUUCAUAGCUUAUUAUUUUUCUUAUUGUAAUUUUUAACUCAAUGAAACAUUUCUUGUUAUGAUAAAUGUUUAGAAACUGUGUAUACAAUCUCAGUUUAUACAUCAACUACUCCUACCAAGCUCUAUUUCAGACGAUUUGGCAGUGGAAGUAACGGUAUUCCAUGUGAUAUCCCCAAGUCAAAAAAUGCAUCGCUCUCCAAUCUAAUUGAAGCCAUGAACUUCACCAAGUCAAUACAUGGAUCCAAAAAUCGUUUCAUCUUCUACUUUUCUGGUUAUGCUGGGCCCAGUUUAAUGUUGCUUCCGCAAGAAAUUUUAACCAAAGACGUUAUGAACAAGACUAUUUCAACGCUAUAUCGGCAACGAGUCUUCAAGAAGCUGGUCUUUUAUGUAGAAGCACCGUAUGCCACCUCCAUUUUCGAUGGAAUUCUCCCUAAUACAGGGAAUUUUAUGUUGAUUACUGCUUCACAAGCAACUUCAACAUCGUACGCAACGGAUUGCCGAGUUUACGAUGGGCUGCCGACUUGUUUGGGAGACAAAUUUACUGUCAACUGGAUUAAAGGAAGUGCAAACAAAAACCAGACAACACGAAUGGUAAGUGCAACCAAAUUUAUGGGAACGUAAAUCAACAACGGAGUCUUUUGUUUUUCAAAUAUUUAGUUUUAUUAUCAAAAUUGCAAAUACUCUGUAUUCAGCCGACAAGAAUAACUUUUUUCAUCGCUUUCAAAGGUCGCAGAUGAAUAACAAUUUUAAAUUUUGAAGAACAACGAAAAACUCUUCAAAGCAACGUCAUUCAAAGAGCUGAAUCAGAAAUAACUAUUUUCAGGAAUACUUUGAAGAAAUGUCAACAUUUGAUGUGAAUACAUGGAUCAAAAAGAAGCAGAUUCAAAUUGCUCAGAAGCAAAACAAAACUGCUCUGAUUUGUGAGCUGAACUGGCAACUGGAUUACAUCUCAUUGAUUACAUCCUUUGCCAUUGAAGAUAUCACUGCAAUUCACAAUGCGUUCGUGGUUGAUCAAAAAAGAGAUAACCGUAAGAUGGCUGGAUACUUGGGGAUGAAGAAACGGAUAAAGUGCGAAUCAGAAAUCAUCAUUGCGUUCAGCAAAAGCUGUUAUGACGUGACAAAAGUAAGUAAAAUUUUGCUAAAAUAUAGUUAGAUACUGAUGCUUGGUUUAAAACGCCUUUCUUCUAAUUGCAAGUUUUGAGCUCAACUUCAUAAUCGCAUAAAUGUUUCGUUUUCUUUUCAGAUGCCAUUCCUAGUCCAGCACAUCCAGCCUUUGCUAAACCUUUGCACCGUUGGAGUUUCCACUUCCAGUAUAAUCAAUGUCAUGUCAGAAACUUGCAAAGAAGCUCCCGUUCAAGAGCUGAUUCCUCUUUGUAAAUAG
Bursaphelenchus xylophilus (pine wood nematode) is the source of this 1716-nucleotide messenger RNA. The record is from the annotation of a GenBank genome assembly. NCBI's taxonomy places the organism in Eukaryota, Metazoa, Nematoda, Chromadorea, Rhabditida, Aphelenchoididae.